Messenger RNA from Striga asiatica, 1814 nucleotides. Lineage: Eukaryota; Viridiplantae; Streptophyta; Magnoliopsida; Lamiales; Orobanchaceae. The record is from the annotation of a GenBank genome assembly.
UUUAUCUCUCUCAUUUAUUGUUUCAGUUGGAGAUUCAAAACAAAGCAACCACCGAGAAAAAGAAAAAAAUAACAAAAAAUGGAAAUAUUAACUCGAUUCACACAACAAUCCCUUGAUUUGGAUUUUUGAUAUAUUUGAUUUUCUUGUUCACCUAUUCAGCUUUUUCUUUCUCUUGAUUUUCUUGGACGGAGCUUUGUGCUAUCCUCUCCUGCUAUUCUAAUUUUGCCGUUCAGGUUUUUUGUUGUCUUCAAAUUAAUCUGCAAUCCCAUUUUAGGGGGAACGGAAAAAUGACCUAUUUUUUCUUGCUGUGGCCAAGAUUGUGACUUACACGCGCUCGUGGCUUUCCCGAUUUUGUUAACUUUUAGGAACCUGGGAAUUAUCAUGUUCUAGAAGAGUUUUAUGUACAUGGUCCAGUAGCACAGGAUAAUGACGCGUUCUAUAAGAAAUGUGUUGGCAAUUAAAUCCUAUCAAAACAAGGCCGGUGUGCUGGUCAGAAACUAUGUGCUUGCAGAUCCUUAUAUACCAUACACUUCUGUCCUCAGUGGAAUGUUUACAUGUAAAUUGUCAUUGUUUGGCACAUGGCAGCUCUAUGAUAUGACUCAGCUCGUCAGCACGUUUUAUUUCCAAAGUUACAACGGCCUCACCAAAAUUCAAAGAAUAGAGUGGAACAAUCGUGGUGUUUCCACUCUUCAUGCUGUUUUUAUUUCAGCAAUGUCCUUGUACUUUGUGUUCUGGUCUGAACUUUUCUCUGAUAACAAUUCUGCUGGCCUAAUUACGUUCAGAUAUUCAUCUCUCUCAACAUUUGCGCUAGGGAUGUCGGUUGGAUACUUCAUUGCAGACCUUGGAAUGAUUUGUUGGUUAUAUCCUUCUUUGGGUGGGGUAGAGUAUAUUGUCCAUCACUCUCUUUCAGCAAUUGCAGUUGCAUACUCCCUGUUAACUGGGGAGGGUCAGCUGUACACGUUCAUGGUCUUGAUAUCUGAAGUGACAACCCCAGAGAUCAAUAUGAGAUGGUAUCUUGACAUAUCUGGAUUGAAGAGAUCCAAUGCAUAUCUGAUCAAUGGUGUCGUGAUAUUUUUUGGUUGGUUGGUGCGUAAUCUGCAUUCUUUGUCCUUUUAUGGGUUUAUACUUGAUAUGUAUUAAGAUUUAUUGGUUUGGAACAUAAUAUUCUGUGCAUAAUGCUUUGAAUCCCAAUGUAGUGGGACCUCAUUUUGAUUUUUGACUAUUACACGUUAAAGCUUACUAAAGUUAAUUUAUCAAAUGCAGGUGGCAAGAAUUCUUUUGUUUGUUUACAUGUUUUACCAUAUAUACCUUCACCAUUCUCAGGUCAUGCAGAUGCACACCAUUGGAUUUUUUUUGGUGUUUUUUGUACCAUUGACCCUUGCUAUCAUGAACAUGUGGUGGUUCUGGAAGAUUCUCAAGGGUUUGAAGAAGACACUGACAAAAAGGAAAUGACGGGUUUUGUAGACCACUUCACCAAGUGCUCAACAAUGUUAUGCAGAUUUUCACGGGCUGACGAUGAAAUCAUUUUUUGCAUGUUAUGUGAAAUGCAGAGUAAAAAUGGUAUCAAUGUAAUCCAAAAUGAAGUCGGGUACCGCUUUUGUUAUCAUGUCUAAAUAUAAUUCCAUUCGAUACUUUCUAAUCACAUUUGUUUUGGCCACCGUCUUGGAAAAAAAAGGUCUUGUUAGAAAGAGGGACGGAGAAAGUAAGAACAGAAUUCCUCUGUAUAUCUUGUUCAUAUUAGCGCUCACUGAUAUGUUACUUCAAUAUGUUUUUACUUUUUUUUUUGUUUUGUUUUAAUUUUGCUGUUCUCCAAA